CACUCCCGCCGCGGUCGCAUGAAAGGUCAGUUGGGAUUUGUGUUGAGUGUUUGUUUAUUUGUACAAAAAGCGUGGUUUGUGCCCUCAAGAAUACAAAUUUGAAAAUAUGACGUGUGAAAUUACAAGCAUUGACUGCAUAGAGGAUUCUGAUGUAAAACCCGUUAUAGUGAACUUUGAAAAUGGAGCACUUAAUCCAGGUCAAGAAGAUAAUUUACUGUGCAGAUACUAUAAAACCAAAGAGAAUCAAUUAAAAAUAGGUGCAGCAACUAGCAAUAUGUUGUACAGCGGCAAUGUGGAAUCCAACCACUUGUAUAACACAUUUAUUGGUAUAUGCAAUAAGAAGAAGACUAAGAUACGUUUAAUUGCCGCCGAUUUUGCCACAUUAUCACCAAGGUUCGAUGAAAGUCGUGAAUUGAACAAAUCGAUUGAGAGAUUGCAGAGUACUCAUUCACAAAUAAACAAAAGUUUUGGAUCGAAGCGUGCAAAAAAAAAGACUGAACAACAAGAACGAAUGAAAGUAGAUAUUGAAGCGAUAAAGGACCAGUUAGAAAAGACAGUUGCAGGUAUUUUGUGGUACCAUUCGGUAAAUUCAGCUUCAUUACUAACAGUUCUCAAUCAUAAAGAUUCGUAACACAAUAAUCACGUAUUAG
Molecule: messenger RNA, 650 nt
Organism: Photinus pyralis (common eastern firefly)
Lineage: Eukaryota; Metazoa; Arthropoda; Insecta; Coleoptera; Lampyridae
Exons: 3
Coding region: 107-631 (174 amino acids)
Biological process (GO): nucleolar large rRNA transcription by RNA polymerase I; RNA polymerase I preinitiation complex assembly; transcription elongation by RNA polymerase I
Cellular component (GO): RNA polymerase I complex
Molecular function (GO): DNA binding
Source: RefSeq, a predicted model, not a curated record